AUGGGAGGCGGCCCCAAAGUUCCUUACCCUAAGCACGUCUGGUCGCCGGCCGGUGGCUGGUACGCGCAGCCCGCGAACUGGAAGCUGAACACCGCCAUCAUCGGCACUGUCAUGCUCGGCACCGUCGCCGUCAUCUGGAGGAUUAGCGCCGAGAAGGAGGUGCGCUACGUUAUGCCUCGGGAGAACAGCUUCUUCCCCAGCAGAUACUGGUCGAAGCAGUUGAUCGAGUACGACAGAGAACAGGCCGCGAAGAAGGAGAAGGAGUCGGCGCAGUCACAAGCUAUCCAGAACUCAUAA
Messenger RNA from Colletotrichum siamense, 297 nucleotides. RefSeq lists its product as uncharacterized. The record is from RefSeq and is a predicted model, not a curated record. Lineage: Eukaryota; Fungi; Ascomycota; Sordariomycetes; Glomerellales; Glomerellaceae. The coding region runs from base 1 to 297 and encodes 98 amino acids. The transcript is spliced from 4 exons.